This is a messenger RNA of Aspergillus niger, 300 nucleotides long. RefSeq lists its product as hypothetical. The coding region runs from base 1 to 300 and encodes 99 amino acids. The transcript has 3 exons. The record is from RefSeq and is a predicted model, not a curated record. NCBI's taxonomy places the organism in Eukaryota, Fungi, Ascomycota, Eurotiomycetes, Eurotiales, Aspergillaceae.
AUGGACAAUAACAGGAACAGGAAGGAGCAUAAUAAGCAUGAGUAUACAAUUUCGAUCAUCCUUCGCGAGCUGACAGGGAAAAAAAAGCAACAACAACAGUACCUGGGUGGGGUUAUAAGGGUUGAGGAGGGUAAGGAGAAUUGGGGUCAUCUGGCGUACUUGGUUCUUUUUUCACUUCCAUCUGAUAUAAAGAACAUCUCUUUGUCCAAUUCCACUAUCAAGAAGAUGGACAUGGAUGGAUGUACAGAUGGUAGUAGUGGUAAAGGAAGCAAUGGUGAGCUUUCCAUGAUAAAAAGGUAA